AUGUCGAGUAACAAGAGAAGGUUCGUCUUCAACAGAGUCUCAGUGAAGCUCGGGUGCAGCUGCGUGAGACCAAAACUCUCCAACAUCUUCCACCCCAAACCCAAGCCACCCCACUUGAACCACAACCACCGGCGCAACCACCACUACUCCUCUUCAACCUCAUCAUCUCAAACCACCACCACCACCACCACAUUCUCUCCAGCCACACCCACUCCACCCCCACGUUUCUACGAAAGCUGGGAUAGUACUACCGACGACGCCACGUGUCCGAGGAGUGUUGGUGCGCUUGGGCGCUUAGGGGGAGAGAGCAUGGCAGUGGAGAAGGAUUCGGAUGAUCCGUACUUGGAUUUUCGGCAUUCAAUGCUUCAAAUGGUAGUGGAGAAGGAAAUAUACUCUAAACAAGAUCUAAGGGAACUACUCAACUGCUUUUUGCAGCUAAACGCACCGUAUCAUCAUGGGAUUAUCGUUGAAGCUUUCAGUGAGAUCUGGAAGGGUGUGUUCUCUCAGAAGCUGCGCAGUGGAUUCGUCUCACCUGACUCCUAGGUCGAGCUGCACGUGGUUUAUUUAACAAAUCUACGUGUCAUGGUGGGGAAAGACAGGAUGUAUUGGCAUUUGUGAUCUAAGGAAGGCUCCUCCUAUGAAGGUUGAGAGAACUUGUAAUAGAAGUCACAGCACUGCAAUGGUCAGGUUCAGUUUGUUUAUCAUUGUGGAAUCCAUAAUUAUUUUUUUUAGUUUGGUAAACAGAUUAGAUAUGUGUGAUAAUCACUAUAAUAAUUUCUACUACAAGAAUUCUCGUCUGCCGCCUCCGACUAGGGCCACAUUGGUGGGUGGAGGUGGAGGAGACAUGCACUAAUAAGUGGUGGGGUUGAAUGCAAUCCUAUUAAUGAAUGCAAUAUUUUGUAAUUGUAUUUUA
Messenger RNA from Tripterygium wilfordii, 913 nucleotides. RefSeq names its product transcription repressor OFP6. The transcript has 2 exons. Gene Ontology annotation, biological process: negative regulation of DNA-templated transcription. The record is from RefSeq and is a predicted model, not a curated record. Bases 1 to 543 code for a protein of 180 amino acids. NCBI's taxonomy places the organism in Eukaryota, Viridiplantae, Streptophyta, Magnoliopsida, Celastrales, Celastraceae.